CGACUCUCUUGAGGUGUUUCAUUGGUUCGGACGAGCAUGAGCAGCAGGACGCGCCGGUUGUCGGUCUCGGACGUCUCGGACGAAGACGAGUACCUCGUGGCGCAGCAAUCGUCGAGCGAGGAAGAGGAAGGCGAGUGCAUUGACAUGUCCAACCCAAAGGCCCACCGCAAGCAUGACCUCGGUAUCAAGAUCCCGCGCAAGCAACAGGUGGCCGAAGCAUCGGACUCGGAGCUCACGGACGAGCCGCUGCCAAACGUCGCCACCGCUCGUGGUAAAGGCCGUGGCAAUGCCAUCGACCUCUCGGAUCUAUCGGAAGACAAUGACGAGCCGCUGCCAAGCAAGAUGACCACGAAGCCAACGAUCCAGCUCUCAAAGUGGGCGAGCCGCUUCCUGCAACCGCGCUCGGUGGCGCCGAUCAUUGAGGAGCCAGAGCUGGAGCCCAUGAAUGACUUCAUCCUCUCGGACUUUACGACGCGUUUCCGUGGUGCAACGGACGUUGCAGACGACGAGUCGAGCGACGUGGACGCAGUCUCCGACGGCGAGCCCGACGUUGACGCGCUGCGCAUUGGUCGUCCGGUGGCCUCGAUAGAAGCAACAAAGGAGCGCCCCGGCAAGAAGGCCAAGCUCGACGACGAUAAGCUCAUUAAACCCCGGCGCGAGAGCCGGUACUUCAAGAAGGACCUCGCGACCAAGUGCUUCAAUUGCAACGAAAUCGGCCACAUGUCGAGAGACUGCGUCAACCAAAUGGUCAUGCGGCCGUGCUUCCUGUGCGGGUAUCGUGACCACCAGGCAGGCACAUGUCCCGCCGUCCUUUGCUACCGCUGCAACCAACCCGGCCACGAAUCCCGCAACUGCUCGAGCCGGCGCCAAGACAUCAACUACUGCCGCAAGUGUGGUCGCGACCACUACACCGAGACAUGCAUGGUCGGCAACGACGACUACAAGGAUGUGAGCUGCAUGGUGUGCUUUGAGCCCGGCCACUUGCACUGCGUGCCUUUCCCGCGCCCGACCAACCGCCGCAUCUACUGCCCCAAGUGCGCGGGAGCCCACUUCUUUGAAGAGUGCGAUGAAAACUACGACUCGCGGCGCGAGUACAGUGCGUCGUCGUACCGCCAGCCAGCGUCGUCGAACAACUACAACAGCAAACGGACAUCCGACGUGACGUGCUACGAGUGUGGUGAGGUGGGGCACAUUGCGGCCAAGUGCCCGCUCAAGCAGCGCAGCCGGCAUCAGCGGUUUGUCGAGGUGGAAGCGUCGCCACCGACCCCGAAGCGCAACCAAAAGCGGAAACGCGACAGUACCAGCAGCAGCUACAACACCAGCAGCAAGACCAACGGCGCCAACACGGACCACAACAGCAUGUCGUAUGCCAAAAAGUACUUUGCGCGGCGAUAAGAACGGGGCGCCGCCUGUCCAUAGAUGCAUGAUACCAGGACAGUUCAAACCUGUCGUUAUAAAAACACCUUGCAAGUCUCGCCA
Molecule: messenger RNA, 1479 nt
Organism: Saprolegnia parasitica CBS 223.65
Lineage: Eukaryota; Oomycota; Saprolegniomycetes; Saprolegniales; Saprolegniaceae
Exons: 4
Coding region: 37-1395 (452 amino acids)
Molecular function (GO): nucleic acid binding; zinc ion binding
Source: RefSeq, a predicted model, not a curated record